UACCCAUACCCCCCCACUCUAUCUUACUCUAAUUCACCGGCACUGCUAUGUCUUUAAAAACAUUUACUCGUGAAGAAGUCGGUCGCCAUGCAUCCGAAAAUGACCUCUGGAUCAUUAUUGACUCGAGCGUUUAUGAUAUGAGCCGAUUCAUCAAUUUUCAUCCAGGAGGCGCUGCUCCUAUUCUCGAAAUGGCCGGAAAAGACGCCACGGAAGAUUUCUACGGUCUUCACAGGCAAGAAGUCUUGGUUAAAUACUCAAAGUACAAGAUUGGUACCAUUGCGAAUGAGAAGGCCCAGAUUACCAUUCGCCAGAACGGUGACUUCUCCAAAGUACCUUAUGGAGAACCUAGUGCCUGGAUGGGAUUCAAAUCACCUUAUUACAAGGAGAGCCACUACAAGUUCCGUGCUGCAAUUCGCCCAAUUAUCGAUGAACUUGCUGAAGAAGCUCGCCACUUUGAAGACACGGAGACCAAACCAACAGAUGAAUUCAUGCAGAAGUUGGGAAGUUACAAUCUUUUGGCCGCAAAUGUGGGUCCCGGCCCGUGGCUGCGAAACAUUACUCUUCCCGGUGGUGUCACCGGCGAAGAAUUCGAUUACUUCCACGAAUUGAUUCUACACGAGGAAACAGCACGCUGGGGAACUCGUGGUGCUGGUGAUGGUAUCUUUGGUGGAAUGGUCAUCUCUAUCCCAACCGUCCUCAAUUUCGGAUCGCCUGCGCUCAAGGCAAAGAUUGUACCUGAAGUCUUUUCUGGAAAGAAACGAAUCUGUUUAGCUAUUACCGAACCAUAUGCUGGAUCUGAUGUUGCAAGCAUUCGUACAACUGCCAAAAAGACAGCUGAUGGAAAGCACUACAUUGUAAACGGCGUAAAGAAAUGGAUUACUGGUGGUAUGUAUUGUCAAUAUGCUGACUACUUCUCAACCGCUGUUCAGACCGAAAAUGGCAUGUCUAUGCUUUUGAUCGACCGUUCGGAUGAUGUCGAGACCAAAGCCAUCAAGACAUCUUACAGCAGCAGUGCCGGUACCUCUUAUAUUAUCUUUGAAAACGUAAAAGUCCCAGUUGAGAACUUGCUGGGUAAGGAGGACCGUGGUUUCAUGGUGGUUCUUUCCAACUUUAACCAUGAACGCUGGGUAAUGAUUACCAGUGUUUCUAUGGCUGCCCGUAUUGUGAUUGAAGAAUGCUUCAAGUGGGCUAACCAGAGAAAGGUCUUUGGAAAGAGACUUAUCGACCAACCUGUAAUCAGAAAUAAACUUGCUGUUAUGGUUGCUGAACUCGAGAGCUUUCAUAAUUGGGUUGAAAACAUCACUUAUCAAAUGUGUCACAUGGGAUACAAAGAGCAGUCCGAGAAGCUUGCUGGUCCUUUAGCUUUGUGCAAGUACCAGUCCACUCGCAUGCUUCACAAUGUAUCUGACUCUGCUUGUCAGAUCUUUGGUGGACGAGCACUUACAAAGACUGGAAUGGGAAAACAUAUUGAGAUGCUUCAAAGAACAUACAAGUUCUCGGCUAUUUUGGGUGGUGCAGAAGAAAUCAUGGCCGACCUUGGAGUUCGCCAAGCCAUGAAGAGCUUCCCUGCCGGUGCUAGACUCUAA
Molecule: messenger RNA, 1586 nt
Organism: Phycomyces blakesleeanus NRRL 1555(-)
Lineage: Eukaryota; Fungi; Mucoromycota; Mucoromycetes; Mucorales; Phycomycetaceae
Exons: 9
Coding region: 48-1586 (512 amino acids)
Molecular function (GO): heme binding; flavin adenine dinucleotide binding; acyl-CoA dehydrogenase activity
Source: RefSeq, a predicted model, not a curated record